This is a messenger RNA of Hyaena hyaena (striped hyena), 887 nucleotides long. RefSeq names its product immunoglobulin lambda-like polypeptide 5. Bases 1 to 720 code for a protein of 239 amino acids. Gene Ontology annotation, cellular component: MHC class II protein complex. The transcript has 4 exons. Lineage: Eukaryota; Metazoa; Chordata; Mammalia; Carnivora; Hyaenidae. Gene Ontology annotation, biological process: positive regulation of T cell activation; antigen processing and presentation of exogenous peptide antigen via MHC class II; peptide antigen assembly with MHC class II protein complex. The record is from RefSeq and is a predicted model, not a curated record. Gene Ontology annotation, molecular function: MHC class II protein complex binding.
AUGAGGGAGAAGGCCACCCAGGUCAACCUCAUGUCCAUGAUCCUGUUGUGGAAUGCCAAAAUCACCUCACCUCUGGUACUGCCCCACACUAUCAUCUCUUCUUGUCAGCCCAAGUCUGCGCCCUCGGUCACAUUCUUCCCACUCUCUCCUGAGGAGCUCAGCACCAACAAGGCCACAAUAGAGUGCUUCAUCAGUGACUUCUACUCCAGCAGCUUGACAGUGGCCUGGAAGGCAGACUGCACCCCUGUCACCCAGGGCAUCGAGACCACCAAGCCCUCCAAACAAAGCAACAACUGCAGGUGGGCUUGGGUCAGGAGUGGAGGUACUGACAGAGGGUUUGUGUUCAAGGCUGUGUCACAGUGUUAUCUUUUCGGCGGAGGAACCCAUCUGACCAUCGCUGGUCAGCCCAAGUCAGCACCAUCGGUCAUGCUGUUCCCACCAUCCCAUGAGGAGCUCAAGGCCAACAAGGCCACGCUGGUGUGCCUCAUCAGUGACUUCUACCCCAGUGGCUUGACAGUGGCCUGGAAGGCAGAUGGCAACCCUGUCACCCAGGGCAUCGAGACCACCAAGCCCUCCAAACAGAGCAACAACAAGUACGCAGCCAGCAGCUACCUGAGCCUGUCACCUGACCAGUGGAAAUCUCGCAGCAUAUUCACCUGCCAGGUCACGCAUGAGGGGAGCACCGUGGAGAAGAAUGUGGUCCCUGCAGAGUGCUCUUAGGUCCCCGAGACUGUCAGGGAUGGAGGCCUUCCUCAUCCAGACACUGCUUCCCCAGCUCACCAUGUACCCCUGAGAACCAACCCCUGGAUCAGUUCUGACCAGGCAGGUCACACACCCUCCCUUGUUUCUACCUGUGCUCAAUAAAGAAAUUAUCACUUACCAUUUGA